GGCCACACUAACCGUUCCGUAAAUGCAGUGUUAUCAUAUAGUUUUAUCAAAAACUGUGUAUUACAAGUUAUUGUUUUCAUUCUAUCAGUCAGUUAAAACCAUAGGUACGCCAUAAACUGUCAAGGUUGUAAUUUUAGGUUAUAAUUCGGGACUUUCCGGUAACUUCAUGGACGAGGACGAACUAAAUGAUGAUAUUUUGCGACUCCAUGGUUACACAUCUGAGGAGGACAGUGAUGAUGGGGGAAAAACCGAACUCGAUGAUUUCUAUUAUUACCACAAGCCCCCACCGAUUGAUAUUGACCCAAACAAACACAACAUAAUCACAACUGGAGUCACAAAAAUACCAAAAAAUCAAUUGAGAAGAUUAAGGAAGAAGUUCGCUAAUGUUGAGAACAAUACCGAUAAAAGUGAAGUUGGCACCACUGAUUUACAAUUGAAUGAAGCUAGUAAUUUAACCGAAAAUCACACACCACAAUUACUGUCAAAAAGUCAGAAAAAACGAUUGAGAAGGAAGAAAAAAUUGGUGAAUGGUGCAGAUUGUGUCACACAACCGGAAGAAGAAGAAAAUCCUGAUGAUGGUGGCACGAAACGUAGCAUCCCAGAAGGUUGUUUCCUCAGUAUGUUAGACUGUUUAAAUACGUGCCCUUAUCUUAUCUAUUGUGACAAUUCCAACUCGAGAAAGUUUCUUUUGUUUAGGCAAAUGUACUUAAAUGGUGACAUUCCCAAUAAUUUGAGAGUAAAAAAUCGCAAAAAAAUUAAAUUAAUAAAACAAUCAGUUCUAAAACAUUAAUCAGAGUUUAGUUACCUGAAAACUGCCUUGCAAUAAAAUAAUUGUGAUAACUGUUGACUAGGUUACUUGUCAAAGUUUCCACUGACAUUUAAUGUCAAAAAUCAGGAUUGCCAUCUGAAGGACUUUAAUCACCGCCUAAUUUAUUUUUUAUUGGAUCGCACGGUAUUUACAUUUUUUUAAAUUUUCACACCGAGUAAUUAAAUGACUUUCAUUCUCAAGUUGGCGUCAAGUUUAAAAUCUUAGUCUGGCAACCUUGACUGUCAAAUUCAAACGUCAAACUUUUAUAGUCAAUUGUCAUUCGUUUCCGACGGGCAACUGCUGGCUUAGCCGUCGCCUGACACAUCCCGAUAUAACAAAUAUUUUUUUUUUGUAUACUGGACGUGUGUCGUUUUGUCUUAUAAUUAGAUAAUUUAGCUAAAAACACUUGAAUUCCAAAUAUUUUUUUUAAUUACAUUACAUUACAUUUUAAUUGAUUUAAUUGAAUUAAUUGCACCCUGAUAUCUCCAUUAUUCAAUGUUGCCAACAUGACUGACAACCAAUGAUUAAUUGGCAAAUUUAAAUUUCCCGCUUAUUUGAAUCAAAAUUUUUAAUUUUAUGACUCGAUUGAGUUAAAAAUUUAUUUUCUAACACCCGUACGCCAUGCAUUUAAACAAUGAAAUGCUUAUUACAGUCAUAAUUUUCCUUGUCAGCGAUUAAAGUCCGAAAUUGCAAAAAUGCAAUAUAUCAAAUUGUCAAAACUAGUUUAAACAAAAGAUUAGUGGUCAUAAAUCACUAAUUUCUAUAAAAGGGAUAACAAAGAGGAUAUUUUUUUUUGAUUACACGGUAGUAACAAUCUAAGAUCAGUGUUGCCAAUCUUAUGAAACUAAUU
This is a messenger RNA of Tribolium madens (black flour beetle), 1658 nucleotides long. RefSeq lists its product as uncharacterized. The transcript has 2 exons. Lineage: Eukaryota; Metazoa; Arthropoda; Insecta; Coleoptera; Tenebrionidae. The coding region runs from base 167 to 790 and encodes 207 amino acids. The record is from RefSeq and is a predicted model, not a curated record.